This is a messenger RNA of Solanum verrucosum, 1803 nucleotides long. Its product is annotated as BTB/POZ domain-containing protein At5g17580-like. Lineage: Eukaryota; Viridiplantae; Streptophyta; Magnoliopsida; Solanales; Solanaceae. The coding region runs from base 1 to 1803 and encodes 600 amino acids. The transcript has 3 exons. Gene Ontology annotation, molecular function: protein binding. The record is from RefSeq and is a predicted model, not a curated record.
AUGGAUACACAGAAACGGCCGGAUUUGCAGAAGCACAGAGAUGAAACAGAGCAGCUUUCAAUUGCUAUUUGCUGCCUCUUUUCUCAGUUGCUUGCUGCUGCUUUGGAAGCUCCGCUAAAAUUAAUGCAUGCUUCAUCAUCAGAUGUUCAGCUUCAUAUUUAUGGAGUGCCAUUCUCUUUGAAUAGGGGAUUUUUGGCUGCAAGAUCUUCAAAGCUAGCUGCAUUGUUGAAAGAGAAUCAUGAAGAUGAUAUUUCUCAUUUGCUAGGAGAUAUUCCCACUGAUUCGGAAACUUUUGAGCUUGUAGCAAGAUUCUGCCAUGGCUUUGACAUAAAUCUAUCACCUGAGAAUAUCAUUAAAGUACUUUGUCUUGCUCACUAUCUUGGAAUGUCUGAGAUUCACAGCACCAACAACCUCACAAAGAAGGCUGGUCUCUAUUUUCAAAACAAUGUCCUAUCUAGCUGGAACAAGACGAUUAAAGCUCUCAAAUCUGCAGAAAUCAUUCUUCAACAAGCCGCGGAUCUUUCCCUGGUUGAUGCAUGUGCUGAGUCUAUUAUCGCCAAGGUACUGCACAAUCCAAGUCUUCUUGGAGAGCCGAUGAGGAAUGUAACAACAACAGAUGAUGACAGUGAGAACGAUGAAAAUGCCUAUAAGUCAAAUGUCAAGAGGAGGCUUUUUGUUCAUGACUGGAAAUCAGAGGACUUAACACUACUUUCUAUUGCCCUCUAUGAGCCCAUAAUUCGUGCAAUGGUUCAUCGAGAAGUCCCUCUGGAAUACGUGGCAUCAUCUCUGUUUCAGUAUCUCAGCAAAUGGGUUUUUCUGGACACUAAAAGAGAAGAUGAUGAUCCAUCAACUUACGAGAGGAAUUCUCAAAGAGUGAUCAUUGAGGCAGUGGAGAGACUGUUGCCUCAAAAAAGGGGGCUGAUCCCCAGUUCUUUGCUCUCUAAAAUGCUGCAAUCUGCGAUAAUCUUGGAUGCUCAUACUGAAUGCAAAAGCGGAUUAGAGACUAGAAUUGGAAAGCAACUAGAUCAGGCAACAGUCAAGGACCUCUUAAUACCUGCACAAGGAUAUGCAAAAGAAGAGCAGUAUGACACUGAAAGUGUGAAAAGGAUAUUGAAGAAUUUCUACAGCAAUUACACAAGCACGGAUAUAUCUGGCCUAGUUGUGGUAGCAGAACUUGUCGAUGACUUUUUGGCUGAGGUUUCUAGUGAUAUAGAUUUGAAGUUGAACACAUUCUUAUCACUAGCAGAGCUAUCACAAGCAGCAACUGGAGGAACUAACAGAAAUUCUGAUGGAAUGUAUAGAGCAAUUGAUAUAUACUUGGACAAGCACAGAUAUCUCACAGAUUGGGAAAGGGAGGAGGUUUGCAGGGUGUUGGAUUGCAGCAAAAUGUCUCCUGAAGCCUGUGAGCAUGCUGCAAAGAACGAAAAGCUACCAGUUCGAGUGACGGUGCAGAUUCUGUUUUCUGUGCAGCUGAAGUUGAAGGAUAAUGUGACCAAGAGAAUACAAAGGGGUCCUGAUAACCAAUUGUUGAAGCUGGAAGAAGACGAGGAAGAUGCAGAGGGGACUAGCAACAGUGAAGAGGCAAUGAUGAAAGCAGAGAUGGAAAAGAUGGGAAACAAGGUGCUUGAGCUGGAGAAAGAAUGUCAUAUGAUGAGAAGGGAAAUUCAGAGAGGUAGUUACCAGCACAAGAUUCAAAAGGAAAAAACAAGCAUGUGGAAAGAAAUGAAGAGGAAGAUUGGUUGUAUGACAAGUUUGCAAGAGACAAAUUGCCAUGUGAAGAAGAAAAAAGUCCAUCCAAGAUAG